Fusarium musae is the source of this 492-nucleotide messenger RNA. RefSeq lists its product as uncharacterized. The coding region runs from base 1 to 492 and encodes 163 amino acids. The record is from RefSeq and is a predicted model, not a curated record. The transcript has a single exon. NCBI's taxonomy places the organism in Eukaryota, Fungi, Ascomycota, Sordariomycetes, Hypocreales, Nectriaceae.
AUGGCCGCCGAUAAUUCAGAUCACCGAACCAGGAUCAACCCCCUCAUGCCUCCUGCAAAGCAAGAGCGCAUUCACAUCUGGCGCACCGAAGUCGCUUCAGCCCUACACCUCCCCACGGCCCCGUCACUAUCAUCAUCACUAUCAUCUUCAUCCGCCGCCACUCCAGACCCCGACCCAGAUACUUCGUUUGUUACACCUCCAUCACCUGCUGGUUCCAAGCCCCGAAGCUUGUGGAAGCGCAUCAGCUGGCGCUUUGGGCCCAAGAGACGCACCGCUGCCAACAUGGCCGCCGCCGCCGCCGAGCUUCCCCCAGAUGGCCGUACAGCCAUGUACCGCGGACUUGAGAACAGGGUGGCUCGCGGAGAGGACGCGAGAGAUGAAGAAGGCGGCAUUCUGGAAAGGGAUAGCGAAGAAGGAAAUGGCUUGAAGGAGAAGCAAGAGAGGUUGGCUCGAGCAGCCAGGUUACUCAACCGUCGCAUCGAGGAACGGUGA